Messenger RNA from Brassica rapa (field mustard), 3016 nucleotides. RefSeq lists its product as uncharacterized. NCBI's taxonomy places the organism in Eukaryota, Viridiplantae, Streptophyta, Magnoliopsida, Brassicales, Brassicaceae. The record is from RefSeq and is a predicted model, not a curated record.
UACCUAAUGUUUGAGCUCUCUGUACAGCAUCAAUGCUCUUUGUAAUUUUUUUUUUGUGAGAUAACAUUUUAUUGCAUAGCUGCUACCUUUAGUUUUGAUUUUUUUAUUUUUGUUUCUCUGUGUUUGGUUUCAGAUUUUUUUUUGUGUGUGAUGAGGAUAUUGAACAACUCCAUUUUCAGAUAUGUAACAUUUGCUUACAGAUUGAGCUUGUAAUGUUACUUGUCAUCUACUUUUUUUGCUUUCAUUUAUAAUUUGAUCCAAAUCAAGAAGAACAAUUAGAAAUAAAUAGGAACUUGAAGACGGAACCACCGUGUCUGAAGUCAUUUCUUGGACCUUACGCCAUGUUUAGUAACAGGAGUUGGUCCUUUCUUUCCUCCUCCUUUCUUGUUAUCAAACCCAAACUCAAUGUCUCCUCCGUUUCGACCAGAAGGUUUGCUCAUUGGACCAGGACGCUUUAUAUCGAACCCAAGCUCCAAAUCAUCACCUCUCUGUCUCGGCUCACGUUCCACAGGUCUGAUCUCACGGCUCUUCUUUGAAGACGGUUUCUCAUGCUUUGAAGCUUUGUUGUUGUUUUUGUGGUCCUUGCGGCCCCGGUUGCAUAGCCUUCCGAAUACACAAGCCAGUGCUGCCAAGAUAAGGAUGGCUGCUAGAACUAUGAACGCUGUACCGAAUGAGCCACUUGAACCAGAGGAUGAGGGCGGUGCAUACGAGAAAGAUGAUGAAGAAGAAGAAGAUGAUGAUGGAUACACAAUAAGAGGUUGCUGGAACUGUUGUGGUUGAUCUGCCAUUUUGGGUGGGUUUGGUUUUGAUUGUGAUAUUGGGAGCUCUGUGGUGUUGAAGAUCACUUCAGUUUAUACCAUUUUCAUCUGAAAUGUGGCCAAUGUAUUAAUAGUAUCAGUAUCUAUAAAUAAAGUUUAUGCUAGAGCCUAGACAUAUGGUGUUGUUUUUGAAAUAAAGUUACAUAUUGCUUGCUUUUGUGGAAAUUACCAGUUUGUUUGUUGCGCAACUUUAUUUUUGUAAGAAAAGAUACUGUGGGUUGUCUUGUUUGCUUGUCAUCAACAAUAUGGGUUUAUUUAAGAGGUGCACUUUAGAAUAUUUUCUGAUUGCUUUGUAAGAAGAGAAAGUGAGACUGUGGUUAAGUAUUUUAGAUGAGACACAAUACAUUGUUUCCAAUAAAGAUUAGCUUAAAGAUUUGAUGAGUGGGGAUGCUCCUUUACCAAUCAUUGACUCUGCUCUAUUGAAUUCCCGUUACCCAUUAAUUUAUACACCUCUUCACUAUUCUUCAGUCUCCAAUUUUCAAUUCCCCAGUGCUGGACCUGCAGGUGUAUAAUUUAAUGAUACAAAUCUUAAUAAUUGUUAUAAAGUUUGCUAAAUAUCAGGAGAAUAAAAACUGUUUUUUUUUUCUUUCUUUUUUUAAGGUGAGAAUAUGGAUCCACUAGUUUUGCAUAAUAGUAUACUUAUACACCAUCAAAUUUACUCUAGUGUUAACUUUAAAUUUUCUAGUGAAUUUCUAACUGGAUUUAUCAACUUUAAAUUGUAGGUUUAGAGUGGGGUUCCACAAAAGAGAGUGUAAGUGGAAUGUAUUCAACAUAGGGAUUAGUGCAAAGCACAUUUUGAGUUCUUUCACGCAGAUAUUUGUUUUCUUCUUUUCCUUUUUUCAUAUUACUUUCAAACUUUAUGUCUCUUUGAAUGUCAUCUUCUUGUAAUGUUUACAGUGAUAUCUUCUUGAGGCCUAAUGGGAACACCUUUAGAUUUUGAAUUUUGAUUCUUUGUUUGCUUUUCUUUUUCACCAAGAAAGAAAAAUAUUCCAUGCAUGAUAUGUUCUUUAAGUCUCUUGAUGAGCCGAAGAAUUACAAAACUUUUGCUAAACAUCGCAUAAGUGAUAUUUAAAAUGAGUUUACCGUUACGAUAAAAUUGAUUUAUCCAGGAUAAGUGUACAACCAAUCAUAAACACGUCUUCGAGGUUUGCUUCUGUAUUUGUUCAAUAUCUUUUUGUUAGGUGCUCUGAAACCGGUUUAGCUGGAGAGGUUCGUGUAAGCGUUCAUCAUAAUGGGCCGCUUCCGCAACUGGACUUAUUACCAUUUUUCACUAACAAAAAUGUUUUGAUUGUUAAAAUUUGUUACAUAUUUUGUGUGAUUUGUACUUUGUUUCACUUCUGUGUAAUCUUACUCUCUUUUUUUUUUGAGCAAAUUAGCUCAAUAUACUCAAAAGAGUGGGAUACCAUUGAAUUGGAGAAAAAUGGUAGUGAUAGGGGAAAAAAUUGAAGGAAAAUAGGGUAUGGGGUGCAAAUAGAGGAGAAGUUGUGUGUAGGAAGUACAAAUACUCUUUUUUUUUUUGUUCAAACUCAAAUUUCAUUAGAAUAAGCUAAGGUGGGCUCAAGGCCCAUAAAGCCUGUUUUGCCAAAAAGUCUGCAGAGUUGUUUGACGAUCUAGGAAUAAACUUGAAAACAAUAGACUUAAAUCAUAUACAGAAGAAGAAAAAAAAGAAUCAUAAGACCUUUAGAAAGGACUUGGUCCAACUUAAUGAGCUCAGAAAAGCUAUUUAGAAAUAGUAUUUGUACUCUCUACACACAACUUCCCUUCUAUUUGCACUUCAUACUCUAUUUUCCUUCAAUUUUUUUCCCUCCAUCACUACCAUUUUCUUCCAAUUCAAUGGUAUCUCAUUCUUUUCAGUAUAUUGAGCUAAUUUGCUCAUUUAGAAAAGGAACAGGAGAAACUAAAGUAAUUUCAUUUACAGUGGAGCAAAAAGGAUCCAUCGUUUUCACCAAAACAGCACGCAGUUCGAGAAACAGUGGCUAGAAACCUUCUUUUUCCCGCGCUAAGUUCAACUAGAAAACGACACGUGGGAAUCUUGUUUCUUAAGGCUUCAACUCUUUUGUCUACACAAAGAGAGAAGGUGUCACUCUAGGACCGUCGCAUUGGGAUUUAAAGGCUGGAUGAUUUGUCUUCUCAUUCCAUGGAAGAGCGCUUUGUGUGACCAAACAAAAAGCUUCCUUACGCUUGGACCCCUUAUACAA